This is a messenger RNA of Lathyrus sativus (Indian pea), 438 nucleotides long. The record is from the annotation of a GenBank genome assembly. NCBI's taxonomy places the organism in Eukaryota, Viridiplantae, Streptophyta, Magnoliopsida, Fabales, Fabaceae.
AUGGGAAAUUGUCUAGCUCUUUCUAAACCCAUUUCAGAGCCAUGCUCCAUAAUAUCCACCAUGACAAAACUUGUUAAAGUAGCCAAAGAAGAUGGUAAAAUACUAGAGUUUACUUCUCCAAUUCAUGUCAAAGAUAUCUUAACAAAAUUUCCUGGUAAUUACGGUAUCGGUGUUUCAAAGAAUGCAGCAGAAGCUCUACCACAAGAUCAUGAAUUGAAAGGUGGAGAAUUGUACUACUUGAUUCCUCAUAACAAAGAGGAACUGCCAGAAGCUGGCAUAAAGAGGAUCAAAGUUUUAAUAACAAAGCAACAGCUUCAACAGUUAGUGAGUAAACAAAUAUCGUUACAAGGUUUAUUAUCAGUUGUUAAAGAAGAUGGUGUUCAUAUCAGAAAUGUUCGGAAGCCAAUACUGGACUCUAUACCGGAAGAAAAUGAGUAA